Molecule: messenger RNA, 3024 nt
Organism: Trichomycterus rosablanca
Lineage: Eukaryota; Metazoa; Chordata; Actinopteri; Siluriformes; Trichomycteridae
Gene: ccdc146
Product: coiled-coil domain containing 146
Exons: 19
Coding region: 94-2961 (955 amino acids)
Cellular component (GO): cytoskeleton
Source: RefSeq, a predicted model, not a curated record
GGAAGCACUGAACAACACAGCGACUGAGAUUUAACUUUGGGAGCUAAACAAAACAUUGAACUAUUAACGCUUAACUACAAAUAUAAACAGAUCAUGAGUCAGUCAGAAGAGUGCAGCAUUUCUUCACCAGAAGGUGAUGAGGCUGAGAGUCCCACUGAACAGCUGCAAAAGCCCAUCUAUGCGUUUACUCCCGACAUAGAUUUGAAUGAGGAACAUCUUGGCUGCGUUUCAGCCAGUCCGGUUUUGGAGUGCUUAGAGGAGCUUUUUUCAGAGGGCAAGAUCAGUGGGGAUAAAGUGGCCAAACUUAAAGCCAAAUUACAUUUGCUGAAUUGCACACUGAGAAGUUCUCAGGAAACAGAGCUAAAUCUGUUGGAGGAGGCAAAGCAGUUCCGUACCAAACUGGAGCUCCAAAAGCAAGAGCUUGAGAAGACAGAGGAUUUCCCAGAGGACACAGAUGUCAGUCGCAUGAGACAGCAGCUCUUGCAGUUUCACAACACACUUCGAGAAGCAAAGGAGAAAGAGUAUGAGAUGCAGUACAAACUUAAAUGUCUCCAAGAGGAAAAGAUUUGUCUUAAGAAAGAGUAUGAGAUCCAGUUAAAGUCUGUGGUAGAGGAAACGCAGUUCACAGCUCUAAAUGAGAGCUGUGAAGAAAUGAGGAAGGAGAUAGGCCAGCGCCAACAAGAGAUAAAGGCUUUAAAUGAGGGAGUGGAGGCUCAACACAAUCAAAUACAGAAUGAGCAAAAAGAGUUGAAUUACAAAAAGGAAAUGAUUGAGAGCAAAGAGGCUGAAUUGGCUCAGUUGCUUCCAGUGCCUGUUCAGCUAAGUAAAGAGAUGGAGAGAAUCAACCGAAAAAAGAUGGAUUUGAAGAAGCAUUUGGCUGAGCUCCAGGUGCAACUGCAGGAGCUGGUGGGCCUUAUAAAGAACACACAUGUGCGUAGCAGGCAGCUGGAUGAGGAGCGCAAGGCUGUGAUACAGGAGCUUGAAGGGUGCAAGGCUCAACUUGAGGCAGCUCAAAGAGAAAGCAGCAUGCUUUUUAAAGAAAUGGAGAUGACCAAGGAGAAGAAGGCUAUACUCCAUGAACAGAGAGGAUUGCUGGACAUCAACUUGAGCCACAUUUUGGUGGAGAGAAAGGCGCUUCAUGACAGCCUGGUCCAGAAGGUGCGAGAGAAAGACAGGCUGCUGCGUAGCUUAAAGAAGAUGCAGCUGCAGCAUAAACUGUCUAAGGAUGCAUUGCUCCACACUCAGGAGCUCUACAACAAAACCAUGGUCCAGAGGAAUAUAAUGCCUACAAAUGAUGAUUUGAUACAGAAAAUCAAUAUUCUGCAAGAGGAAGUAGACAACCUCAAGUUGAAAUUGGUUGACCAGCAGGCACUGACAGGCACUGAAGCCCAUGUAGUGGAGCAAUGUAUACAGCAGGAGCAAGCUCUGAUAAGGGAGUGUAGUAUCUGCCAUGAGGAGCUUCACCAUCUUCAUUCCCUGACUCGCAUCAAAGCAGAUGAGAGAGAUCAGAAGAGCCGUGAACUGCUCAAAGCUCAGUUGAGAUGCAGUCGUAUCAAACAGGAUGUCUGGGGCAAACAGCUGCAGAUUCAGGAGCACAAGAAACGGUACCAGGAGAUUCAGUCAAGACUUUGUGUUUUUGCAAAGCUAUACGAUAUCAUCAAGGGCGAGCGGAACAAGUGUGUAAACCUAAUCCAGUUAGCCACUCAGCGCUCAGCCGAGAUGAGAGAGAAGUUAAAAAUUCUGGAGAAUGAGAUUGAGAUUCUGCGCACCAAUGCAGUCAAUAAAGACAGGCUGUUGCAGAAGUCUCGUCUUAAACAUGCUCAUAGCCACACAAUAAAGGACAGCCUGAAAAAUGACAUCUCCAAGGUAGACUGGAUGCUUCAAGAAAUGUGCCACAAGAGAGGAGAGCAGAGGCUGAACAUCACCAAACUCACACACAUUAUCAAUGCAAAAGAGCAAGACCUGCUUCACAUGUGCAAUAGCUAUGAAGCUUCUGUUCAGAGCCGCAACACAUGGGGUGUGCAGCUAUUGGCGAGAGAACAGGAGCUGUGUAUCUCAUAUGAAAAGGUAAAUAUGCAGGAGAGUUUGAUCUGUCAAGGAACUCUGGAAAUUCAGGCUCUGGAAGAGGAGAUACAUUCCUUUAAGCUGCUCAUCAAUGAAGAGAAGAGGCAAAUCAACUUGUGCAAGAAACAGGUGCCCUCCAAGAAAGCCCUGGAAGAUGAAUUUGCAUUACUGCAAAUUCAGCUUUCUGAGUGUAAGGACCACCUGAUGUCCCUGGAAAAAGCAUUUAAGGACCGAGCUUCAGAAAAAAUAUCACAUAAACAGAGUGAUGAAGACCCCACUCCUGAAGAGCUCAUCAUAAAGAUAGAACAGUUGGAGGUGCAGCUAGCAGAGAAAGAGGCUCAGCUGUUGGAGAAAGAGCUAAUCUAUGAGCAAGUGACGCAUUUGUCCCAGCAGAUUUGUGCAAAGGCAGAGAAUGGUAAAGAGGAGACGCUUAGACUAGCAAAGAAAGUAAAUGAGUUCCAGAGCCGCAUUAAAGAGUGCACUAAAAAGUUAAUGGCUGUGGUGUCCGAGCUGGCCAUGCGUCAGGCCCAAUCUCUGUGUUUGCAACAGGAGCUUCGAGAGCAAAAACAGCACCUUGUCUCAUGCCAAAGAAGAAUGGAACUGGGACUGGCACCUUCUGAUAGCAUAGAGCAGGAGUGGCUGUGCUAUAUUAGAGACCAGCAGAAAUACCAAGCAGAUGUCCAGGAGAAAGCACAGAUGGCUGAAGAAGAAGAAUGGUCACAGCUUCCAAACGGAGUAUACACCACGGCAGAGUCUCGACCCACUGCUUAUAUUCCAGACCAAGACUCUUUACCCCUGCCCAAACCUUAUGGAGCCCUAGCACCCUUCAAACCGACUGAGCCUGGGACCAACAUGCGACACAUCCGCAAACCUCAGCCCAAGCCUAUCGAGAUCUAGAAACUUACACUAAACAUAUAGACAGUAAGUAAAAAUAAAAGUGACACUCUGUGCUUGCUUUGA